UUGGAAAAUGAGUGUGUGGACUUCCUUCCUCAUGAAGUACCGUUACAAUGGACUUGAAACUGAAAAAGGCUGAAACUGAAGUGGAUUUAAACACAAGUGAAAGCAGAUGAACUCACUGUGUGCUACAGACGUGAAUUUUAAUGCCUUGUGCUAAAAACUAUUCCUAUUAGUUUUUUAGAAACCAUCUGAGGAAUGCUCAAGGACACUUUCAUGACGCACAACGCCAAAAAUUCUUCUCAGUGGAUGUUGUUUACCAUUCUGGCCGUUUCGUGCCAUCUCCAAGUGUGUUUGAGCGAGUGUGUGCCCGCAGUGUUAGCGAGCCGUAAGAGCCUGUACAUACCUGAAGGGGGUAGCGUGUCUCUGUGGUGUGACAUCCUGCACUGUGAACAGAAAUGGACAGGAGGAUGGGGGAUUAGACAAGGAUAUUUCACUUUCCUCACCCCGUCUCCACGAGUCCAUUUGUCCAACAAGACCAUCACAGACAAUGCUACACGCCUCUUCCUCGAGAUCCACAACCUCAACCAAUCAGAUUCUGGGGUGUACCAAUGCAACAUCAACUGGGAGGAGAGCAACAGUCAGGGUCAUGUCACAAAGAUCAAUGUGACUGAAGGUAGCUUUGAUCACUUCAUGCUUGAACCCACAGAACCUACAGGGAGGAAACUUUCUUUCAGGUUGUUGGUUUGUGCUGCGGCCAGUCUGUGUUUUCCUCUGGCUCUCGCUCUGGCCUACUGUUUGUCCUCAGACCGUCAGCCUGCACCUCCCAUCCCUCCUCCACGCUCGCGAAACAGCUCCACGGCUCGAGUUAAACCAAAAGCUGAUGUGGUGUAUGCGACGAUGUCUCUGAAUCGUCCAAGACAGCAGAACACAACUCAAGCAAGGAUGCCAAAGACGGCAGUCAUUUACUCCACACUGAACUUCUCCACAGCUUAAUCCUCGCAGGAAGAUGUCUGGUGUUUUAAACGCUUUUAAAAUGCUUUCACGCUGUGAUUAAGUGGUUAUUCAAGUCAAAAUAAAGUAGUGACACUUCUGUA
This is a messenger RNA of Pangasianodon hypophthalmus (striped catfish), 1031 nucleotides long. RefSeq lists its product as uncharacterized. NCBI's taxonomy places the organism in Eukaryota, Metazoa, Chordata, Actinopteri, Siluriformes, Pangasiidae. Bases 193 to 930 code for a protein of 245 amino acids. The record is from RefSeq and is a predicted model, not a curated record. The transcript has 5 exons.